Molecule: messenger RNA, 1257 nt
Organism: Rhagoletis pomonella (apple maggot)
Lineage: Eukaryota; Metazoa; Arthropoda; Insecta; Diptera; Tephritidae
Exons: 1
Coding region: 1-1257 (418 amino acids)
Biological process (GO): DNA replication, removal of RNA primer
Molecular function (GO): nucleic acid binding; RNA-DNA hybrid ribonuclease activity
Source: RefSeq, a predicted model, not a curated record
AUGACCUACUGGUCAUUCAACACUGUCGUUAAGCCAAUAGUAACCUAUGCUUCCUUAGCAUGGUGGACUAAGGCUACACAAAGAGGUGCAAGUACUAAGCUAAGUAAAUUGCACAGAAUAGGCUGCAUUGGCAUAACAGGAGCUAUGAAGACCUGCCCGGCCGAUGCACUCAGCGCCCUGGUUGGAAUACCUCCCUUUCCUAUUUUAAUAGAAAGGGAGGCUACCACAGCGGCACUGAGAAUCCUGAACACCUCCGACCUGAAAAUCGGAGAUACGACGGGUCACAUGAAGGUCCUAAUGAAAUUCGCUAAUGACCCCAUACUACAAAUGCGCGAUGCAAUGGUUCCAAAACUAGAAAUCUCUAGGAAAUUUGAGGUACACAUUGCAGAUCGAGCUCUCUGGAAUACAGGGAACCCAUACACCAAACCCAAUGGGGAGGUUUGGUAUACUGAUGGAUCUAAGCUUGAAAAUGGUAGAAUGGGGGCUGGCAUUUUUGGGCCGAACUUUAAAAAAAUGAUACCAAUGGGUAGCUACCCCACCAUCUUUCAGGCGGAGAUUCAUGCAAUAGAAAUUUGUGGCAGAGAAUGUCUCAGAAGGGGAACGCCAUCGAAAUAUAUCUGCAUUAUGUCGGACAGUCAGGCAGCCCUACUGGCCCUGAAGUCCCACAAAAUAAGUUCUCAGCUAGUACAUGAUUACCGCAAUGUCCUAAAUGCUCUUGGUGACAAGAAUACAGUCUUAUUAGGAUGGGUACCAGGGCAUGAGGGACAUGAUGGCAAUGAGGAGGCUGACUGCCUAGCGAAACAGGGAGUUGCCGCAGUAUUUUAUGGUCCGGAACCCUUUUGUGGGCUCACCAAAGCACAUGUAAAGGGGACCAUGAAUAACUGGGUAGACAAAAUGUUCAACAGGCAUUGGAUGGAAUGUCCAGGGCAAAGACAAGCCAAACGAUUUAUCUGCCCUUCAAACGAAGUUUCAAAGAAACUAAUCAAUUUAGGCAGAGAGGACCUCAAAACUCUCACUGGGUACUACACGGGACACUGUUCUCUUCGUUACCACCUCAGUAAAAUCAAUCUUUCAGAAUCAAGCGUCUGUCGCUUCUGUGAGCUGGACGAAGAAACGCCAGAACACAUUCUCUGUGAAUGUGAUGCUCUCGCUAGGCGCAGACUAGCCCACUUUGGUGGCGCUACCCUUAAUCCAUUUGAAAUUUGGAACAAAACGCCCUUGGAGGUGCUAGGCUACAUUAAGAGCCUUCCCUUAUAG